GUUCAGCUGCUACUGUCUGAGCAGAGCGGGGACCUUCAGUAGAACCAUCGCCAUGGAGAUGACCAGAUCCAAACACCUCGGGGUCGUUCACGUCUUUGCCAUGGCGACGCUUCUGUCAGCAGCUCCAGUCUUGUGCAGCACAGAGGUGGUCAAUGGGACGGUGGGCUCCAACAUCACGCUCACCUUCAGGUUCAACAGCAGCUACGCUCACGAACUCACUGACGUCGGUCUGUACUACGGAGAACACCAGAAGAUGGCGCAAUGCCAGGCCUCCUCCUGCCCCAGCGCCUUCACCGUCCACAACCACAAUGCCACAGUGUUAUAUCACCUGUCUAACCUGACCCUGGAGGACAGUCGUGUGUACUACACUGCGCUGUACACAGUAAAGGCCCCCCGUCCAGAGAGUAACAGAGUCCAGCUGCAGGUGAUGGAGGAGAGCCAGACCACAGCACCUCCCCCCGGCACCUCCUCGUCGUCCUCUCCCACGUCUGUCUCCCUUGACAAGGGUUUGUCUCAGGGCCUGUCGUCCUCCGUCCUCACCGGAGCUGUGCUGGGUCCUCUGCUGCUGUUGGCCGGUGCUCUCUUCACUGUGUCCUGGUGCAUCCUAAAGAGCAAAGAAUUAAAAGAACAGAUUGAGGACCGCUCUAUCCCCACAGUGCAUGACAGAGUACCGUCUGUUGGUGCAUGUGUUACCCCUGGUCCCUCUGGCUCCUCUUGCGUUGAUCCCCCUGGUCCUUCUGGUUCUUCUCUGAUCUACAGCGUCCUGGACUUCCCCCAAAGACCUACUCGAGUCCUGGAUGUAGACAAUAACGCUCAGUACGCCACCAUCAGAUACCUGCCCUAAGAGAUGAUUACCUGCCCUCAGAGGUGAUCACCUGCCCUCAGAGAUGAUCACCUGCCCUCAGAGGUGAUCACCUGCCCUCAGAGAUGAUCACCUGCUCUCAGAGGUGAUCACCUGCCCUCAGAGGUGAUCACCUGCCCUCAGAGAUGAUCACCUGCCCUCAGAGAUGAUCACCUGCCCUCAGAGAUGAUCACCUGCCCUCAGAGAUGAUCACCUGCCCUCAGAGAUGAUCACCUGCCCUCAGAGAUGAUCACCUGCCCUCAGAGAUGAUCACCUGCUCUCAGAGAUGAUCACCUGCCCGAAGAGAUGAUCACCUGCCCGAAGAAACCAUCAUCUGCCCUGGGGAAACCAAGUCUGAGCACAGGAUGAGCACAUGAACACAGAGGGACUGACUGAGUGAAUGUAAA
This is a messenger RNA of Boleophthalmus pectinirostris (great blue-spotted mudskipper), 1248 nucleotides long. RefSeq lists its product as uncharacterized. The transcript is spliced from 6 exons. Lineage: Eukaryota; Metazoa; Chordata; Actinopteri; Gobiiformes; Gobiidae. The record is from RefSeq and is a predicted model, not a curated record. The coding region runs from base 53 to 844 and encodes 263 amino acids.